AUGGCAAAACCCGAAACAAAGUUCAACCUAGGCUCCGUCCUAGUAGUCGGCGGCUGCGGCUUCCUCGGCUCGCACAUUGUGCGCAUGCUCCUCGACGACUACAACUGCAGCGCCGUCUCGGCCGUCGACCUCCGCUGCACCCGCAACCGCCGCGAGGGCGUGCAGUACCACGACGCCGACAUCACCGACGCGGAGCGCCUCGUGUCCGUCUUCGAUCAGGUCCGCCCGGACGUCGUCAUCCACACGGCCAGCCCGCUGGCUCAGGGCAGCAGUGUCGUCCACCGCGACAUCUACUACAAGGUCAACGUCGAGGGCACCAGGACGGUCGUCGAGGCCUGCAGGAAGGCGGGUGUCAAGGCACUGGUCUUUACGAGCUCGGCCAGCGUCAUCAGCGAUAAUGUUUCAGACCUCAUCAACGCCGACGAGCGCUGGCCCAUGAUUCGGGGCGAGAAGCAGACCGAGUACUAUUCCGAUACCAAGGCAGAAGCAGAAGAAAUCGUCCUCAAGGCCAACGAGCCCGGCAAGCUCCUCACCGCCGCGAUCCGCCCGUCCGGCAUCUUCGGCGAGGGCGACAGCAUGGUGACGGCCAACCUGGUCAAGACGUACCGGGAGGGCAAGUGGAAGGUGCAGGUGGGCGACAACAACAACCUGUUCGACUUCACGUACGCGGGCAACGUGGCGCACGCCCACCUGCUGGCGGCGCGCGCGCUGCUCGUGACCUACUCGGCCAAGACGCAGCCCCUGGACCACGAGCGCGUCGACGGCGAGGUCUUUCUCGUCACCAACGACUCGCCCGUCUACUUUUGGGACUUUGCGCGCCUCGUCUACCGCGCGGCCGGGAACCGCGAGGGCCUCGACAAGGUCUGGGUCCUGCCGCGCGACGUCGGCAUCGCCCUGGGCUGGUGCUCCGAGACGGCCGCCUGGCUGCUCGGCCGGCCCGUCCCGACCUUUAGCCGCCAGCGCAUCAUCUACAGCACCAUGACCAGGUACUACAACAUCACAAAGGCCAAGCAGCGCCUGGGCUACGCCCCGAUCGUGAGCAUGGAGGAGGGCGUCAGGAGGGGUGUGCAGUACAUUUUGGACCAGGAGAAGGAGACGGGCAAGCCCAUCUGCUAA
Molecule: messenger RNA, 1116 nt
Organism: Pyricularia pennisetigena
Lineage: Eukaryota; Fungi; Ascomycota; Sordariomycetes; Magnaporthales; Pyriculariaceae
Exons: 2
Coding region: 1-1116 (371 amino acids)
Biological process (GO): steroid biosynthetic process
Molecular function (GO): 3-beta-hydroxy-Delta5-steroid dehydrogenase (NAD+) activity
Source: RefSeq, a predicted model, not a curated record